AUGACAUUGCCAAGGUUCAUCGUUCUCAAAGCCCCCGAUGCUGAAAACUACCUCCGCUACAAACCCCGCAAUGGCACCUACAAGGGCUACGCCGAGUUCACCGCAACGACGGUUGUGAGCGCAAAUGCGAAAUUCGAAGUGGAGUUCGCUAAAAAUGGGCUGGUGCACAUAAGGAGCUGCACCAAAAACAAAUAUUUGAAACGAACUCACACCGGAGGACCAAAUGAGGGGUAUUGGAUAACUAUAACCGCCGAUCAACCGGAAGAAGACCAAUCCAAGGAGUCUUGCACAUUGUUCGAGCCUAUCUUGGAAGACUCUUUACAUGGAAAUUAUCGAUUUGUCCAUGUUCAAUCUGGACAUUAUUUAUGCUUAUGGCCAUUGGCUACAUCGGAACUCCAUCGUGGCGUGUUGGCAAACCACAAUCGUGUUGCAGAUAAUCAGAAUGAUAUCUUCAAAGUUAUUGAUUGGGAGUCGUUAGUGAUUCUGCCUCGGUACGUUGCUUUCAAAGGAAACAAUAAUAAGUUCCUUCGUCUUACUGAAGUUGGGGAUCAACCGUCAUUAGAAUUCUCGGGUAAGGAUGUUGGUGGUGACUCUGUGACAAUGAAGGUUGUCCAUAGGAAGAAUGGUGACAUCCGGAUCAAGACGGUUUCUUCCGAUAGGGUCUGGAGGAGUAGCCCGAAUCGUGUUUUGCUGGAUUCUGAUGAAACUAAAGGUGACGAUCAGAACACUCAUUUUCGUGCCUUCAAAGUCGACAGCAAGACCAUAGCUCUGCGCAACGUCGGUAACCGUUUGUUCUGCAACUGCAAGCGCGACAUAAACAGGGAAACGACCGAUAUCCUUGCUGCAACCGACCCUUCGAUUACUAAAGAAACCUACCUACGUGUUCUAGAACCUGUAUUGUCAAGGACGAUUUAUAAUUUCCGAUACAACACAAAAAAUGCUAGGAUCUAUAAAGAAAAGGUCCUUGUUGUGGCCCAGAAUUCCGCCACUAACCGUACCACUCAAGCCAGCACACUCGAUGUGAAACUUUCCUAUAGUAUGACCAAUACCAGUACUUGGCUAGCUCAUUUUACACUAGGUCUUGAAACCAAAGCCACCUUCCAAGUCGGGGUUCCAUUCAUCGGUGAAACGGGUGUCGAAAUAUCUCUCGAAUACGAAACAGGAAUCGAGUGGGGAAAGACCAAGACGAUGACCACCGACAUGACAGUUACGCACCAAGUUCGUGUGCCGCCCAUGACUAAGGUGACGGUGUAUCUAAAAAUGACCAAUGGCACGUGCGAUGUUCCCUUCGUGUUCACUCAAAAAGACACUCUUCAUAAUGGGACCUUCGUUACAACUGAUGUCCUAGGUAACAGUUUCACGGGUACUAAUUAUUACAACAUCCAAUAUGAUAGCAAAGAAGAACCCCUCACCUCAUGA
Messenger RNA from Gossypium arboreum, 1419 nucleotides. RefSeq lists its product as uncharacterized. Gene Ontology annotation, cellular component: extracellular region. Bases 1 to 1419 code for a protein of 472 amino acids. The record is from RefSeq and is a predicted model, not a curated record. Lineage: Eukaryota; Viridiplantae; Streptophyta; Magnoliopsida; Malvales; Malvaceae. The transcript has a single exon.